Molecule: messenger RNA, 866 nt
Organism: Choloepus didactylus (southern two-toed sloth)
Lineage: Eukaryota; Metazoa; Chordata; Mammalia; Pilosa; Megalonychidae
Gene: BEX2
Product: brain expressed X-linked 2
Exons: 3
Coding region: 234-620 (128 amino acids)
Biological process (GO): signal transduction
Cellular component (GO): cytoplasm; nucleus
Molecular function (GO): signaling receptor binding
Source: RefSeq, a predicted model, not a curated record
CGUGACUCCCAGCGCUCACUCGCGCGCACCUCCCUCUGGAGUCAGACCCGGCCUUCGCUCGCUCCCUUCUCGGCACCUGCUCCCCGUGGCCCUGAGGGCGUGCGGGCCAGGGACGGGCCCCGAAUAGGAGGCGGAGGGGUGGGCAGGUCUGCGGGUCUGAGGGUCGCGGCGGUGCACCCUGCGGCGAGAAUCAGGAGAAAGAGAAGGAGACUGCCAGGAUAGGCCCAGGAGUAAUGGAGUCCAAAAAGGAACAGGCGGGAAAAAAACUCAAUGUGGAAAAUGCCUGCCAGGAAAAUGAAGAAAAGGAUGAGAAAGAGCAAGAUGCUAAUAAAGGAGAGCCUUUGGCCAUCCCUUUGGAAGCCGAUGAAUACUGCGUGCCUAGAGGAAAUCGUAGGGGGUUCCGCGGUAGGCAGCCCAUCCUGCAGUAUAGAUGGGACAUGAUUCAGAAGUUUGGGGAACCACAGGCAAGGGUGAGAGAAGAAAAUAUGGAAAGGAUUAGGGAAGACGUGAGAGAGCUGUUGGAAAAGCUGAGGGGAAAGCAGUUUAGUCAUAGUCUGCGGGCAGUUAGCACUGACCCCCCUCACCAUGACCAUCAUGAUGAGUUUUGCCUUGUGCCAUGAUUCUUAAUGUUUUCCCUGAAGUUGAUAGGGAGACCCCUGCUUUCUCAAUUUAAGUUUUUCUGAUAGAUCUUUGUUUUAAACUUUUUGAUGUUACUUGUUUCUGGUGGGUCUCCUUUUACCAGCUUCUAAUUGAAUGUUGUGGUUUUGACUGGUGUGUAAGUUUCUGUUAGCCAAGGAGUUAUAUCUAUUGCAUGGAAAGAUGCUCAUUAUAUAUUGCAAAGUUAAUACAGCACUUUUAAAAAGCAA